GCUUCCUCCGUGGAGGCUGCGUGUGUCUGUAGGAGACUGUGCCCGGCCCUCCCGUGCUAAGGGUGAGGCCUGUGCUCCCAGAAGCAGCCUGCCUGUAGCAGUAAAGCAGGAGCAGGCAGCAUCAGAGAUGGUCUCUGACCUGAGCGCAGCCAAACUGUAUGAAGACUGGGAUGAUGUUCCACCUUCAUCUGCUUUGGAGGAGAUUUCCGAGGAAGAAGCUGUGAAGAUCAUUGCAGAUCCACUUCUUCCCCCUCAGUCUUCCACACUUCGAGAUUAUGUUGAUCACUCAGAAACCCUGACCAAGCUUGUCCAUCUAGGAGUUGACUUAUCUCAAGUGGAGAAACGUCAAAAGGCAGGUCAACUCUUAUUGACCUUGGACUUUGAAAAAGAUAUAACUAAAAUACUUCUGUUUCUGAAGGAUAUGGGUAUAGAAGACAGUCAACUGGGACCGUUCCUGACCAAAAAUCCAUACAUCCUUGGUGAAGAUCUGGAAGCUCUAGAAACCAGAGUGGCUUACCUAAAAUCAAAAAAAUUUGGUAAUGCAGAAAUUACUCAGAUGGUCUCAAGAGCUCCAUAUUUGCUGUUGUUUUCAGUGGAAAGAUUGGAUAACAGACUGGGUUUCUUAAAAAAUGAACUUGGCCUCAGUGUAAAAAAGACAAAGGAUCUGGUAAUUCGUUUUCCUAGGCUGCUGACUGGCAAAUUAGAGCCUGUGAAAGAGAAUCUUCAGGUUUGUCAAGUUGAAUUUGGUUUUCAACGUAAUGAAGUUCAGCAGAUUGCGUUUAAAACCCCCAAGAUUUUAACUGCGAGUAAAAAGAGACUCAGACAGACAUUUGACUAUCUGCACAACAUAAUGGGCAUUCCCCACAACAUGCUUACUCGCUUUCCUCAGGUUUUCAACUCGAAGCUAUUACGAAUCAAAGAGAGACAUAUGUUUCUUAUAUUCCUGGGAAGAGCCCAGUAUGACCCAACUCAACCCAGCUACAUCUCUCUGGACCAGCUUGUGUCCUUACCCGAUGAGGUGUUUUGUACAGAGAUUGCCAAAGCCUCCAUGCAGGACUUUGAAAAAUUCUUAAAAACGAUUUAAUUAUGAACACAUGUAGAAAGGAAUAAAGUUAUGAAAGAAACAUUUUUAAAAACUG
Messenger RNA from Meleagris gallopavo (turkey), 1139 nucleotides. RefSeq names its product mitochondrial transcription termination factor 3 (gene MTERF3). Gene Ontology annotation, biological process: mitochondrial ribosome assembly; mitochondrial transcription; regulation of DNA-templated transcription. Gene Ontology annotation, molecular function: double-stranded DNA binding. Gene Ontology annotation, cellular component: mitochondrion. NCBI's taxonomy places the organism in Eukaryota, Metazoa, Chordata, Aves, Galliformes, Phasianidae. The record is from RefSeq and is a predicted model, not a curated record.